AUAAUCAUAAAGCUUCUUCCUUUGUGAACCCUCCUCAAAGGAAUCCUUCUCUAAUGGCUUCGCCUUCGAUAGGGUUUCUUGAAAUCUCCAUAGCUUUCGUUUGCUUUCUCGUCUUCCAUAUCUUGCUCAACAAGAAACCUCAUGCUUGCUUCCCCAGGAACUGGCCAUUCCUAGGGAUGCUUCCUGGUGUCCUUGUCGUGUUCCACCGCGUUUACGAUUGGGCGGCCGAUGUUCUUGAGAUUUCAGACUUGACAUUUACUUUCAAGGGGCCAUGGUUUGCAGGAAUCGACAUGUUGGUCACAGUGGAUCCAUCCAACAUUCACCACAUAAUGAGCUCGCAUUUCAGCAAUUACCCGAAGGGACCCGAGUUCAAGGAAGUGUUCGAUGUUCUUGGAGACGGUAUACUGAACGUGGACUCCGACCUUUGGGAGAAUCUGAGGAAAUCGACUCAAUCGAUUUUCAACCACGAAGGGUUCAAGAAAUUCUCCUUCCUCGCCAACGUCAAGAAGCUCAAGACGGGUCUCUUGCCAUUUCUCGACCAGGCCGCAAAGGAAAAUAUGGUCGUGGACGUUCAAGACGUGCUCGAGAGAUACAUUUUCGACACGACAUGCAUUACGAUAGCCGGGUACGAUCCCGGGUGUCUCUCCAUCGAACUGCCUGAGGUCGAGUUCUACAACGCUCUGAACGAUGCUGUAGAGUGCAUCGUGUAUAGGCAUGUUAAGCCAAGAUUCUUGUGGAAGAUCCAAAACUGGCUCGGAGUCGGGGCGGAGGGGAAGAUGAGGAGAGCUCACGCCACUUUCGACCGAAUCUGUGCAAAAUACGCAUCUACGAAAAGAGAGGAGAUACGGUCGGGGAUCCAUUCCAAUGGCGAAGUUAUGGAUCUGUUGGCAUUCUACAUGAAUUCAGACGAGUCCAAAUACAAGCUCUUCGACCCAUAUGACAAUAAAUUCCAAAGAGACACCCUCUUAACGUUUAUGGUAGCUGGGAUGGGAGUGGGAUCUACUCUUACUAGACUCUUCUGGCUUCUCUCCAAGAACCCCGAGUCUCUCGCCAAGAUCCGCCAAGAAAUACAAAGCAAAUUGCCAAGAAUGGCAAAUCGCGAUGAUGAUGGUGAGAUAUCGUUUGAUCCAAAGGACCUGAAGAAGUUGGUGUAUCUACACGGAGCAAUAUGCGAAACACUAAGGCUAUACCCUCCGGUUCCAUUCGAACGCAAGUCUCCAACCAAAGAGGACGUGUUACCGAGCGGGCACAAAGUCGGCGCCAAUGAGAAAAUCCUUAUAAUCAUUUACGCGAUGGGGAGAAUGAAAGCGGUGUGGGGAGAAGACGCUUCGGACUUCAAACCCGAGAGAUGGAUCUCGGAGAGUGGAGGGCUGAAACACGAGCCUUCCUACAAGUUCUUAUCGUUCAACGCCGGUCCGAGAGCUUGCUUGGGGAGGGAAAUGGCCUUCACACAGCUGAAGACAGUGUUCGUGGAGAUAAUACGAAACUAUGAUAUCAAUGUGGUUGAAGGGCAGGAAGUGAAGUCCGUUGUUUCGGUCAUUCUUCGCAUACAGAAUGGCCUUAGAGUCACUGUCUCUAAGAGAUCGCCCUCUGUCUGAUGAGUCGAGACUCGUUUGUCUUUGAUGGGAAGCAAAAGCCUAAGUGUAACAAUAAGAUUAAUGUUGCAUGUGUUCAAUCCAAUACGUGUCUGUAUUUUAGGAGAAAGCUUAAUCUGUUAUCUUCCGUUUUGUUUUUUUCCACUCUCUCAUGAAAUUUACAAAGAAAAAGGGGUCAUUAUACAGUUGGAUUGUACGUGUGUAAUUGUUGUUUGCAUGAAGGAAAACUGCAGAUGCCUUUCUUA
Tarenaya hassleriana is the source of this 1840-nucleotide messenger RNA. RefSeq names its product alkane hydroxylase MAH1-like. NCBI's taxonomy places the organism in Eukaryota, Viridiplantae, Streptophyta, Magnoliopsida, Brassicales, Cleomaceae. The transcript has a single exon. The record is from RefSeq and is a predicted model, not a curated record. Gene Ontology annotation, molecular function: heme binding; iron ion binding; oxidoreductase activity, acting on paired donors, with incorporation or reduction of molecular oxygen. The coding region runs from base 54 to 1598 and encodes 514 amino acids.